Molecule: messenger RNA, 5890 nt
Organism: Mytilus californianus (California mussel)
Lineage: Eukaryota; Metazoa; Mollusca; Bivalvia; Mytilida; Mytilidae
Exons: 3
Coding region: 488-3811 (1107 amino acids)
Source: RefSeq, a predicted model, not a curated record
UCUAACGCGCGUUUACACGUGAGAUCAUCAAUUUGAUUAUAGUAGACGUAAAUAAUUAUAAUCUAAACACAUAUCGCCCGUGCAUGAUAAUAUGCUAAGAUAUGUGCAGAGUUACAUUCCCAUUUGAUAUUCUUUUAUUUCAUCAGCUGAGAAUGCUUUGUUUCGUUGGGAUUAACUUUCUAUUUUGACUGUCAUUCAAGGAUAUAAAAAGGUUGCUCACCUGAGUUUAAGGAACUCUUUACGCCAAAAUAGUUCUCACCAUAUUAUGACGUUUCGUUAGUGAGAUGAUUUUGGAGUGGUAAAGAGGAAAGAAUGUCAGGAGAAUUUCUUUGUAAAUUACAUCAAAUUUAUGAAUAAAAAAGUAAAUAAAGACACACAUUAAAGAUGGACUGGGAAUACUACAACCGUUAACAAUGAAGCAAUACUUCAGUACUUCACGUGAAUUCUCAUUUUUAUAUAAUUAGAAUAGAUAUAACUGUAUGUCGAAAUGGGAAACUUAGGAACAAAAAAGAAACAAAAAGAAGAGGACAUUGCCGAUGACGUGUGGCUAAAACUAAAUGAUGGUCAACAAAAGUCACCAAAAAGUAAGAAAAAGAAAAAGAAAAAACGGAAAAAGAAAGGAAAAGGAGAUUCUCCUGACAGAAUCGAAGAGGACGCGUCACAAUGUGACAGUUAUUCAUAUUCUACACUAAGUAGCAGAAAACUAUCAGACAGUACCAUUGCGUCUGCAGGUACAAUCACACAGCAAAAUGAAAAGGUUGAACAAAAUACAUCCAGAUUAUGUGGGACAAAUGUAGAUGACCAGUCCAAUGGAAGUAUUGGUUACGUCACCGCGUCAGAUACAUUCACGCCCCCUUCGCCACGAAAGGGCAUACAUGCGAAAUUUUCUCCUGUCAUAGCACGAGAUAGUCCGCGUGUGGUCCGGCGACUUUUACAACGUGAAAAAAUUCUAGAAAGUCCAGAGAAAAUUCUAGAAACCCCAAAGGAAUCAUUGGGUAAUCUAUCACCAAGAGCUAGAUUUUUCCUUACAACCCCCGAACCUCCUAAAAAUAUGGCAUUUGAAAACAGAAAAUUUUCUCGACACAGUAGCGGAAGCUCUAUAGAUUCUAGAAUAUUAACAUCACAAUCAGAAAAUAAAACGUCACAAAUAUGUGUAGAAGGUGGAAGUGACGAUAAAUCUUCAAAAAUAUGCAAAGAACGCGACAAAGACAACCGUUGUAUAACAAAUGGAUCUCUAAUCGUUAAAUCAAGGCAACUACAGCAGAACAAAAAUACAUGUGACAGCAGGUUUUCUAAUAAUAGCUUAGAAAUGAGUGACAGUACAACAGAAAAUCUUGUCAGAACUGGUGAAAAAGCUAAAUUAAUACGCUACGAUGGCGGUAACUUGUCACCUGCCGAGAGGAGAAAGUGCAAACAAACCCAACAGAGUGAGGUAGACAAAACCACCAAAAUAAUAUUACCUUUCGUGAAAUUUGAUAAUGAUCAUCUUCAUCAAGGUGUACAUAGUAACUUCAUAGAUUAUAUUGAGAGGCCCGAGAGGGAUAAACAGACUAAACGCGAUACUUAUUGUGUUCUAAAGAACGGGAUAUUAAAAGAGGAAAACGAUAAUGUACACUUAAAAGUUGAAAGUUGUGCCGAAUUUGUUCCACCUCCCUCACCUGCCUCAGGUGUUACACUUUUAGAGGUAGAUGAAUGUGCAAUAAUUGAAAGUGAAACGUGUUCCGAAAUACAUCUAAGUAGGGACGAUGAAAUUUUCGGAGAUUCAAUUUGUAAAAGAUUAUCAUUGCUUUUGGAAUCUGAACAAGACAAUACAAAGUUAAAUCGGUCUGAAUUUCACGAGUUCACCGAUUCGCCGUCAUCCUCUCCAGAUAUACCGGAAGUACAGCACAUAGAUCCCGAUGAACGUUUCGAAGACGUGUUUAGAUAUUUGGAGCAAUCAUGCCUCAAGUCUACGGAUUUCGAUGACGCUUACAAGUCAAUUGAAGAGACAGAAUUAAAAAGUAAUCUAAAACAGGAAGAAAAAAAUUUAAAACUCAUUUGCAAAGAAAAUUACGAAAUAUUAACGGUACCAAAAGUUGAUGCCACUGUUAAAACUCCUCAAGGAAAAGACAAUGCUUCAGUUUUAGAUGUUAUGAAUAAUAAUUUUAGAAUGAAAUCAACAGAUGAUGACAUAAAUUCGCAAGUCAAGGAUUGUACUGAAGUUGCACAACUAGAUGUAUGUCAAAACGUAUUGAAGCGCAAAAGUGAGCUAGAAAUUGAAGAGCAAAUGAAACACGAAAACGAGUUAAAUGAAAAAUUGAUUCAGCAACAUAUACAAGUAUUGCAAAACAUACUUCCAACUCAAAAUGAACCAAAUAAAAGAAAUUCUACGUUAUUUGCUGUUAACAAUAAACAUGCAAAUGAUCCGGAUAAUUAUAUAUUGGUCACAAAAAAAACUUACGGCGUAAAACGUGGAAUUCUUGUAGAAUUAAUGGACGAAGAGAAGGACCUUUUAACACGUGAUGUCAUUAAAACUAUGGACGGUAAUGAUUGGAUUGCUACUGGAAGUGAACUGAAAUAUAAACCAGAAUCAAUGCUGGUAGAAACAGGUCUUAACGUAAAAUGUCCUGUAAUUACCGAAGAUUACAAUUCAAAGGAAGAACCUGAGUUGUCUGGUUCGUCUGAAAGUUUGGAGAGUCUAUCUGAACCAGUCUAUUAUAACUUAGAUGAUUACCAAAGACAUAAUCAGAAUUCAAAAUAUAAUAAAGGAGUGUUUGAGAAACAAAAUGAAGAAUAUGUGAGACAGAAUCGAGAAUUCGAAAUAGAUGAUUAUGAAUUUGAAAAGCAUGAAAGAGAAUUCGAAAUGGACGAACACAAUUUUCAAAAACACAAACGGAAACUGGAAGGUCAAGAUCGGGAAUUCAGUGACACCCCAUCAUCGGACGAGGAAAUAGAUUUUAAAAAUAUUCUGAAUAGGAGUCAAAGUCAGAGCGAUAGCGAUUGUUCUGAUUUUAGACCAAAAAGAGAAACAGAUAUCCUUAGUGAAGUUAUUAGAUCUUAUAAAGAUGAGGAUUAUUCAGACUAUUCUGAUGAGAUAUCAGAAGAAGAAAUUUUAUACUCCGAAGAGCCACGAACUGAGAGGCAAAUAACAGUAAAACGAACGCCUUCAAAACUUGACCAAUCUAUUCAGAAAUUGUUCCAGGAAAAAUCAAAACAGAUUUCAAUUUCUGCACCGCAAAGACCAGAUAAGCAAUUAGAAAAUUUUGAUCUCACGCCGACCGCUGAGGUAUAUGAACAAUCACAAGCGGAAGGUUAUGACUCCCCUUUUCAUAAAUCUUCUGAGGGCAGUAGGCGAUCAGUUGCCUUCACUGAAUCAGACCUCGAUGCGUCAGAAAAAUGGGAAGAUGAUGAUGAUGAUGCUAGUAAUGAUAGUAUGCUAGCAGAUGAUGAGGACGAUGACGAUGAAUUUGGUCAAAUUAUUUUUAGUAAACCGUACAUAGAACAUGACGACAAGGUGGAUGCCUUGUUUAGCUAUAAUAUGGUUAAAACAAUGCCAGAAAGUCCGGUCGUGUGGGAACCGGAACCGGAAGAUGAUGAUGUAUUUCAGGACAAUAUUCCGGUAGCAUCAAGUGGAUAUCACCCGGAAGAAUCAUUAGAAUCGUCCGACGAAGCAUUUGGUGAUGCUCGGAAACAAAUGCAAGAAAUUCACGAACAACUUCAGACCUUACGUGAACAAAUGGUUACUUUCGAAAAGGAAGAGGACGAUUCUAGUCUUCCGACUUCACCAUUUGACGACAGAAUAUUGAAUAUUCCGAAAGGUGAUAAGGAUUAGUAGCAAUACAUUAUUAGUGAUGUUCUUCCUAUCAUAGACCAAGUUUAGACGUUAAUGCUAUUAAACAUUGGGAGGUAUAGAAAUCCUGACAUAAGUCAUUAUGUAAUAUAACAUUCUGUUGAAAAUUUAUCUUAAACCCGUUAAAAUUUUUCAAAUGUUUUCCUGGUUUUGCAACAGAGUUGAUAUGCAACCUUCCCUAAACAUAUCUCAAUUUUAAUCGACCGGAAUUUGCCAACAUACAAUCUUUAUUAGUAUCAAAUCAAAUCAGACACUCCUAUUACCGCUUCAUUGUGAGAAGGUCUAAGAUUAUCAACAUCAUGUCGUGCAUUGAUUGUAAUGUUGCAAGAUUUCCUAAAGUUCUCUUAUUAAAGAAGACCGUGUUUCAAAUCGCAGGUUUUUCUGAGUUUCAAAUGACACUCAAAAAUACCAAAAUUACAACCCCCCCAAAAAAAAUAAAAUAAAUAAAAAAAUAAAAUAAAAAUCAUUAUCAAAAAUAUAACAAAAAACAAAAAGGCAACUAAAAAACCUAAGUGUAUUACAGCUAAAUGAUUUGUGGUUGAAUAAAUCAUUUAAUUACGGUCUCACAAUGGACUCGUAUAUUGUAACGCAAAAUGCAAUCCUCCUUCCCCGAAUUGAUACAGUAUAAGGUGUGCUCUGAAACACGGAAAACUUUAUUUUUGCAACAUAUGGAUGAAUUAUUUUUCAUUAAUUGGAAAUAAAUCAGAAAACAGUUAAAUACAUGCACGGCUUCCAAGAUGUGUUCCUUAAUCGUUCACUUCUUGUAGUUUUCACGAUAACUUCAGCGACUUAAUUGCACUAUUAUACCUUAUAAAAGCAAUCUUGAAUGACAAUAAUAUUGUUUUUAUGGGAAAAUAAUAGGCAAGAGAUUCUAAAGGUGUAACACCACUAAUUCGGGCCCGGUUUAGAAAGCACAUUCCAAAAAUUAGUACAUAUUUAACACAAGAUAGUUCCUACGCAUGGGUGUUACUUACAAAAUAUGUAGAAUAUUUUGGUAAUUUUGGUAAAGAAAAUGAAAGCUGAAUGACUGGUGAUCAUUGUAGAACACUGUUUUGACUUAUAAUUUUGAAUAAAAAAAAAACUGCAUGGAAUUUUAAAAUGAGGGUACAUUUUGCCUGUUUGUCAGUUCUGAAGUACCUGUCUAGGUACAUCCGAUGUUCCGGGAACCAGUUCUCUCUUAUAUGCAAUCAAAGGUAUGUUGAUUUUUGCAUAAGGUGUUACUUUGACAUGCAAUAAUUGUCACUUUAUUUGAACUUAAGACAAAAGAGCUGUGCCUGCUUGAAAUUGAGGAAUUUAACAUAGAAAGCAAUGGGCCAUGCAUUAGUAGUGUACUUCCUAAAAGGAGAAUCAAAACGCAUAAGUCGAGGGGAGAGAAACCAACAAAUUAUGACAAAGGACGAAAAACGACAAAAGGACAAAAAAUUAAGAAAAAACUAAAGACUGAGCAACACGAAUAUCCGUGGGUGAUCUAUGGUAGUCAAGAAGGGUAUUCAGAUCCUACUCGACAUGUGACACCCGUCGUGUUACUCAUAUAAAAUACGAUGCAAUACGUUUUUUAUGUGUGGACAUUACAUUAGAACAUAGUGAAUUCAUAUACGUUUUAACUUUAGUCUUUCUCGCACUGACGAUGUAGCAAGAUUUUCCGUUUUGUAAAACUAUUAAUGUACAAAUAGGGUUUUAAAUGUUCCAUAGUAGAUAGAUGCAACCUACUUAAAAACAAAACUGGAAACUGUCCAAGGUUGACCAUCUUCUACACAGAUAAGUUUUUAAAUGUACGAUAGAUGAAUAUUUUACAGAAAUGUAUCUGAAAAUAAUAAUUAAUCUUGCAUAAUUAUAGAGAGUUAAUCCACGAAACGAAAACAAAAUUUUAUUUAUAUUGAUUUUUCAAUCUAAGGAUGUGUAUCCUUGUCCAAUUUCACACAUGAAUUAAAAAUGUAAUAGAUUUCAUUAUAAGACAGUGUGUCAUGGUUGUAAAGAGUUACUGUCACUUGGUUCAUCAGUGCAUUUCAUUGUAAUUGGAGUUUUAAUUUGUUAUCAGGGAAUUAAAACUUUUUAAAACUU